AUGGUAACUCCUCCUUCUUCUCCAACCAAAAAACCAGAUGAUUCUCCUUCGGAAACUCCAAUUGAACCCACACCAAAAGUGGCGAUUAAUGAUCCGUAUGCGAUUCACCAUUCGGAUAAUACUAGUCUUGUUUUGUUCACUCCUCUCUUGAAUGGCGACAAUUAUGGAAUUUGGGCACGUGGAAUCACCAUGGCUCUUUCCGCCAAAGACAAGAUGAAUUUUAUUAAUGGGUCAAUUUUGGAACCCGAGGAUUCAAACUUGUAUGCUAGAUGGAAAAGAUCUACUAAUCUUGUUAAGAUGUGGAUCACCAACUCAAUAGAACCAGAUAUAAAAUCUAGUUUUAUGUAUGUCGAUUCAGCAUAUCGACUCUGGAAUGAACUCCAUGAUCAUUUUUACCAAUCCAAUGCUCCCAAAAAAUUUGAGUUGAAACAUGCAAUUUCCACUCUAAAAAUUGAAGGGAUGUCUUUAUCAAUGUUUUUCACAAAGAUGAAAGCAUUAUGGGAGGAGCUGGACGCAACUUCCAUGGGCACUACCCCAUGUAUUUGUGAUGCAGGAAAAGAAAUUGCCGAACACCGCAACAGAGAUAAGGUGAUGGAAUUUUUGCAAGGUCUUGAUGACAGAUUUGCGAAUGUAAAAAGUUCUAUUUUGUUGAUGGAUCCUAUUCCAUCAAUCAAUAAGGUUUACAACCUUGUUCGUCAGGAAGAAAAACAGUUACAUAUUUCUACAUCCUCCAAUGUUCAAGUUGAGAGUGCAGCCCUUUUUAAUCAAAGAAGUGAAUCAAAGUAUUCAAAAGGUCCGGCGAAUAAGAAACCUAGACCUUUUUGUGACCAUUGUAAUAUGAUUGGUCAUUCUCGAGAAAAAUGUUGGAAGCUGAAUGGUUAUCCACCAAAUUAUGUUCCAAAGUCCAAAGAAAGACAAGGGACAAUGCUUGCCACAUCAAGGAACGAGAAAGAAUCUUCGACACCAAAAGAAUCGUUCACAGCUGAUGAUUAUCAAGAGUACAUGAAGUUCAAAUCUUUUAUGGCUUCCAAAGGUGGUGAUUCUUCUGUUGUUUCAUCAGCAAAUCUUGCAGGACCAUACGAAGAAGAUGCAGAUUGGUCUGGCUAA
Molecule: messenger RNA, 1107 nt
Organism: Papaver somniferum (opium poppy)
Lineage: Eukaryota; Viridiplantae; Streptophyta; Magnoliopsida; Ranunculales; Papaveraceae
Exons: 1
Coding region: 1-1107 (368 amino acids)
Source: RefSeq, a predicted model, not a curated record